Trypanosoma conorhini is the source of this 732-nucleotide messenger RNA. Its product is annotated as retrotransposon hot spot (RHS) protein. The transcript has a single exon. Lineage: Eukaryota; Euglenozoa; Kinetoplastea; Trypanosomatida; Trypanosomatidae. The coding region runs from base 1 to 732 and encodes 243 amino acids. The record is from RefSeq and is a predicted model, not a curated record.
AUGCGAAGUUUAAUGACGUGGCGUGUAGGCCCUCUGGGGAUCAGGGCAGUUGUCGUCACGCUUCUUUGUAUUUUGUUAAAUAUUCUCGCCCUGUAUUUCAUGCGUCGGUUAUUCCCUGGCCUUUGGGGCGGCAGCCAUCCCAGGCGCACACGGGGGCACGGAGCCAGCAGAGAUGGUAGUUCCAAGCGAAAACACAAGGGCCACGAUGGCGAGGGGAGGAUGGAUAAUUCACUCCCAACUCUUCUUCUUCUUCUUGGCAUUCCUGGUAGCGGGAAGACGACGUGGGUUAACCAGUACGUGGAACGUUGUGACCGUUCUUUUGUUGUUGUGCGCGAAGACUCGAUUCAGGGAAACGUCGCCGCUGAUAAAAACGAUCCUUCGUGGGAAACACAAGUGCGAGAGGCCAUGCUCGGUGACAUUGUGCGGCGCUUGAAGGAAAAACAAAACGUGGUUGUGGACGACUGUUUACGUGUCAUGGACGAGGAUUUCCGGCGUGGCAUCAUAGAGACGGCACCUGCCUGUAGGCUCUUGGUAAAGCAUUUUCCCAUUAAGGCAUUCUAUGCGCACGCACGCCUGUCGAGGGACGCCGAGGAAGCCAAUGGUCGCCGUUGCCUCACUGAAAUAGAACUAGAGGAACUGGAGAUGGCCUUUGACAAGGCGCGGGCAAGUAUGAAGCUGGAGGGGUGGAAGCCGCUGCUAAGUGUGGUGCAUUCGCGUUCAAAACACGUUUGA